UUUUACCGAGCAGCUUAGCAACGAUUCGUUUUAAAUUUCGAUAAAAAAUCAUUCAAGUUGAAUUUCAUCUUUCUUUUUCAGCAACACAUCCAAGGGUUUGGGGUCGCAGUUUAAAUUCUAAACUUCUGUCAUAUAUGUGAGAGCAACGGUGAGAUCUCCUCCACGAUGGUUCACCCAUCUAAACAGCCUCCUGCUUUCAAAACAAUGGAAGUCACGGAAAAAGCUUUUAGGCAAAUCGCGAAGUAAUUGUUCUCCUCACAAUAACAAUGAUCUCACAAAGUAAUUAUUCCGCCGACGUAUUUUCGUUUUCAAUUUCAUAAACCGGUAGAUCUACUGUUUGGAAUUUGAAAUUAUUAAAUCCAUCCAGCAUAUUGACAUUGAUUUUUGAAAAAUUUGACGCUCUCUGCGUGCGCCUGAUAAUGUGCCUAAGAUUGUUAUUUCGCGUCGGCAAGAAAACAGACUAUCGCCGCAAAAACUCGGAAGUCGUUUAUCGGAGCAUUACAAUGAAUUUACGCAUUUAAAAGAUCGAUUUCAAUCGCUUUCUAUUCAAUCUUUUGUUGAUGAAUUGACGACACUGUUGUGAAUAGUUUCCGCCACGAAAACGCGAAGCUGUUCGUCUUUGAGCAUUGAAGAACAGUGCGAUUGAAAGCCCAGUUGUUUCAGUGUUUGAAACGCAGAGCGGGACCCCAGCAUGGAUGUGAAUUCGUCUUUACCCGACAGUAACUCGACGAAUUCCGAAGACCAGCCAGCAGUAUUACCCACAGUACUUUUUUCGUUUGUAAUAGCCACUGGUUUUCCAGGGAACUUACUGAUCGUGAUCGCGAUCAUCGGUCGCCAGCAGUUAAGAGCCCCAUGUUAUUCGUUGAUCCUCAGCAUCGCUGUGGCCGAUCUUGGCAUGGCUCUCAUUGCUGCCCCUCAGCGGAUUAUUGAGAAUUACAUCGGUUGGCCUUUUGGCAGUUUCAUGUGCAAUUUCCUCGCUUCCAUUCAAGAACUCUUCGUCAGUGUUUCGGUGAUGACGCACACAGCCAUCGCUUUGGAGAGAUACCGCGCAAUCGUGCAGCCGUUUAAAGAGCGAAUGAGCUGGAAGAUGGCAAAGAUCACGGUAGCUGUCAUUUGGUUAGCCUGCUAUAUAAGCGCCGCUUUACCUCAAGCUGUUAUGCUUGAUCUCUAUCAAGAACCCGACGGGAAAGUAUACUGCAUUCCGGAGUUCCCAUCCGAUGAAGUCCGCCGCGUGUACGAAUUUUACCUCGUAAUAGUGUUCAUCGCAGUACCUUUAUUCAUCCAGUCAUGGUGUUACGUAAACGUGUUCAUGGUUGCCAACCGUGAACUGGACCGACUUACCAAGAAGAACUCGAUCAGGAAAGAUAUCCUUGAACGAAGCAAGAAAAAGAUUCGCUUGGUCAAAGUCUUGGUGUCUCUUGUAGCAGUUUUCCAGUGUUGUUCAAUUCCUCGAGGUGUGUUGAUGCUGAUAAGAGAAUUUGAAGGCGACGAAGCGAUGGAGGAAAACCAGUUUUACUGGUAUUCCGACGUAAUUUCUCUUUUCGCUUAUUAUAUCAAACAUAUGAUAAACCCUGUUAUUCUUUGGAGCACAAGCAGCGAGUUUCGAUUAUGCUGUUGAAAGUAAUCUGUCUUUUUCUCCCGAACUGGGAAAAGAUGCAUGCCAUUUUUGCAUUCCUAAUUGUGGUGAAAAUUGAAAAAAAAAAAAAACCAACAAAAAAUUCAAUCAAUCAAAACAAAAAUAGAAAACUUUUAAACUCGAACAUUCAAUUACUCUAGUCUUUGUCACCUUGAGCUGAACAAUGCAGCAGAAAUAAAGGAAAAAAUAUUUAGACGCCGCUUGAAGAUUUAAUGCGGCGCCUACAAAUUUUUGCUGUUGUUAUGGUUUUUUGUUUUCCCAGACGGAUUAAGCUGGAGUAACAUGGAAUUCUUGUAGUACAUCAGUAGGCACUACACACUUUAAAAGCGGUUUGUACUAACUAAACGACAACUCAAAAAAGCCUUGUAAUUCGUUCGAUGCGUGUUCGUUUAUCAGUAAAAUGAUGUAGUUUGUAGUGUUAUUUUAAGUUCUCCUCUGACUGCAAUGAAGUAGCUGUUAUAAGAACCUCAUAGGAAUAAACGAGGUAUUAUUGUAAUCUAUGACAGAAAAAGAGUUCCUAAUGUUAAUCAUAUUUUAGAGAACAAGGGCAAAAUUGGGCUGAAAUUUCAGCCUUACUACUUGAAUUUGCUGAAAGAAUAACUGUACUCGCAAUGAUUGGUCAACUAACUAGCAUCAUUCAUUUCUCUGUUAACUAGUCAUUCAGUCUGGAAAAUUUGAAAUUAAACAGUAUUUUCGAUAGUAA
Pocillopora damicornis (cauliflower coral) is the source of this 2339-nucleotide messenger RNA. Its product is annotated as neuropeptide FF receptor 2. Gene Ontology annotation, biological process: G protein-coupled receptor signaling pathway. Lineage: Eukaryota; Metazoa; Cnidaria; Anthozoa; Scleractinia; Pocilloporidae. Gene Ontology annotation, molecular function: G protein-coupled receptor activity. Gene Ontology annotation, cellular component: plasma membrane. The record is from RefSeq and is a predicted model, not a curated record.